Messenger RNA from Quercus lobata, 2139 nucleotides. It is a transcript of the gene CRY3, whose product is annotated as cryptochrome 3. The transcript is spliced from 13 exons. The record is from RefSeq and is a predicted model, not a curated record. Gene Ontology annotation, biological process: photoreactive repair. Lineage: Eukaryota; Viridiplantae; Streptophyta; Magnoliopsida; Fagales; Fagaceae. Gene Ontology annotation, molecular function: deoxyribodipyrimidine photo-lyase activity; DNA binding; FAD binding. Bases 26 to 1783 code for a protein of 585 amino acids.
AAAUCCAAACUGCAUACAUGUCACUAUGACUAUUCUCCGUUACUCAGUCCCAACUCUUCCCCUGAAAAAGCUCAUAAUCCCAUCAAAUUCAACAUUCGCAAACUCAGCUCUCUUCCACUUUCACUUCCACGCAAUGAAUUCCAUCGCAAAACCUUCAGCUUCAUCUUCUUCUUCUUCUUCCUCUUCAACGACAUCAAUCCACCAGGUUCCGGAACUAGACUCCGACGAAACACACCGCAUUGCCGAUCUAACCUUUCGAAGGUACUCUUCUUCAUCCUCUUCGGCUUCCAGGACUGGCCAAGGGACCGCCAUUCUUUGGUUCAGAAAUGAUCUCAGAGUCUUGGACAACGAAGCUUUGUAUAAGGCCUGGCUUUCCUCCGAUUCGGUUUUGCCCGUCUAUUGCGUCGAUCCUCGCCUUUUCGGCACCACCUAUCACUUCGGAUUCCCUAAAACUGGAGCCUUGAGAGCGCAGUUUCUUAUUGAAUGCUUGGCUGACCUGAAAAAGAAUUUGAUAAAGUACGGCCUAAAUUUGCUUAUUCGACAUGGGAAGCCCGAGGAAAUUCUCCCUUCUCUUGCAAAAGCUUUUGGAGCGCACACAGUUUAUGCCCAAAAAGAAACUUGCAGUGAGGAGUUGAAUGUUGAAAGAUUGGUCAGCAAAGGUCUGCAACAAGUGGUGCUACAAUCAUCUUCGGAGUCAAGAAGUAAUACUAACAACCCUAAGUUACAGCUUAUUUGGGGUACCACUAUGUACCACAUUGAUGACCUCCCAUUUGAUACUAGCAGUCUACCGGAUGUGUAUACUCAGUUUCGCAAGUCUGUUGAAGCCAAAUGCAAUAUCCGGAGCUGCAUUAGAACUCCAACAUGUCUUGGGCCGCCACCAAGCAUUGAUGAUUGGGGAUGUGUUCCUUCGAUGGAUCAGCUUGGAGUCUACUCACAAUCGCAAAAUGUUAGCAAAGGAAUGAAGUUUGUUGGGGGUGAAAGCGCAGCACUGGGCAGGGUGAAUGAGUACUUUUGGAGGAAGGACUUGCUAAGGAUCUACAAAGAGACCAGAAAUGGGAUGUUAGGACCAGAUUAUUCAACAAAAUUCUCUCCGUGGCUUGCUUCAGGAAGCCUCUCUCCUCGCUUCAUACAUGAAGAGGUGAAGAGGUAUGAAAAGGAACGGGAAGCAAAUAAUUCCACAUACUGGGUUUUGUUCGAAUUGAUAUGGAGGGAUUACUUCAGGUUUCUAUCAGUCAAAUAUGGGAAUUCCCUUUUCCAUUUAGGUGGUCCAAGAAAAGUGGAGCACAGAUGGAGCCAAAACAAGAAUAUGUUUGAGUACUGGAGAGAUGGACGUACAGGGUACCCCCUCAUAGAUGCAAACAUGAAAGAACUAUCAACCACUGGGUUCAUGUCAAACCGAGGACGGCAGAUAGUAUGUUCCUUUCUUGUUCGAGAUAUGGGUAUUGACUGGCGUUUGGGAGCUGAAUGGUUUGAGACAUGCCUUUUGGAUUAUGAUCCAUGUUCCAAUUAUGGAAAUUGGACAUAUGGAGCAGGAGUUGGGAAUGACCCUAGAGAAGAUCGUUACUUUAGCAUCCCAAAGCAAGCACAGACGUAUGAUCCUGAAGGUGAGUAUGUGGCAUACUGGUUACCGCAGUUACGAGCACUUCCAAAAGAUAAAAGGAACUUUCCUGGGAAGUCAUAUAUUGAGCAAGUUGUACCACUCAAGUUCAAGACUGUCAGUAAACACAGUAGUCAGGAUAUGGCUUUGGCUGCAAGACGAACCAAUUUUAGAGGGAGAAAAUAAAGGGGCAUGAUAGAUAAACUUGAAAAAGACAAAGAUACAGCACGUCCUGCUUCUAAUGUAUGAGUGAUGAGGAAUUUUUUUCAGUAAGCUGUUUUUCCUCAAUGCUGUUUAAUAUCUUUUAACUUCGACAACGUAGGAACGUAGACAUCAUAUUUCAUUUGCAAGCUUUCGAAUUCAUAUAGAUGCAAAUAAGUGAGGUUGUUGCAUUGAAUACAAAGGUUUUGUAGUUCAAGUAAGGGUUCAGAGGACAUUUUGCUGGAUUUUCUCUACCUCUAUUGUUGGUAACAUAGUAAGAUUUUGAUAUUGAGCAGUACAUCUUACAACUAAUAAAGCUGGUUUGUUUCCUUUAAGAAUAA